This is a messenger RNA of Stegostoma tigrinum, 7458 nucleotides long. Its product is annotated as terminal nucleotidyltransferase 5C-like. The record is from RefSeq and is a predicted model, not a curated record. NCBI's taxonomy places the organism in Eukaryota, Metazoa, Chordata, Chondrichthyes, Orectolobiformes, Stegostomatidae. Bases 906 to 2120 code for a protein of 404 amino acids. Gene Ontology annotation, biological process: mRNA stabilization. The transcript has 3 exons. Gene Ontology annotation, molecular function: RNA binding; poly(A) RNA polymerase activity.
CUCUGUUGAUUCAUUUUGAACCCAAUCAGAAAGAUUUCCGACAUGAGUCGAGUGGCUGUCAGCUUGCGGACGUGCCUUUCAUUCUUCAGUGUCACUCGAAGUGCCGUUGAUUUGUUUUUUUUGCCCCGGACCACCUUAAAUGUCUGACGACAGCAUCUCCAGGACAACAGCUUUACGCUGCAAGGACGGGGCUAGAAAACACACUGACACUGAGCUUCCCUUUCAGUACCACCAGAUUUUGGACAGCUCCCUGCUGCCGCACGCUCCCUGAGCCAGAACAGCGCAACUCGCCCCAGGUCCGGAUCUAAAAACCUCCAGCGGCCCCGGAUCCCAGCCGAAAACCUGCAGUUCGUGCAGGGAAGCGAGUGGUCCUGACCCGAAUCCAGUUUCAGUUAGCCAAGUGUGUGCUUUCCGAAUCUGGGUCACUCACCUACAUUCACCGGGGGAGUCCGCGAUUAGGAGCAGACAGCUGCCCACAGAAAGCCAGAGCCCAGCUGCAGAAACUCCACUUUUUAACUUCUGUCACCACUUGUCCUUGAACCUGCACCCAAGCAGGCAUCGCAAACUUCACUCUUGCUUUGGAGAGGCUAGGGAGGAUCCAGCUGGUACUUACACCGGGAGGCUGUUACUCCCAAUCAAUAGUUGUUCUGAUCCGGAAUGCAUCCUCUGGAAAGCUGGGCGGGAGGAGAUUCAGUAGUAACAUUUGAAGAGGAAUGUCAUAGGCACUUGCAACGGAAAAGCUGCUGGGUUGAGAGGGACGGCUAGAAAACCGAGACUGGUUGGAUAAUGCUUACGAAGAGGCAAAUUAGGCACUUCGGCCGUCUUCAGUGAUUGAAUAAUAAUUGCCUCUUUUUCCAUGUGACCGGAACAUUUCGGAAGGAGAUGCAGUGCCUGUGCUGAGUGACAUGCAGAUGGAUGAGAGUGUUGACCUGCCAAACUGCAUCAUGGAUGAGAAUCUCGACUGUAGAUUCAACAACCUUAACUGGGAACAGGUUCAGAGCUUGGAUCAAGUCUUAACAGAAAUGAUACCUAUUCACGGAAGAGGCAACUUCCCCACACUGGAAAUCAAGCCAAAAGACAUUAUUCAUAUUGUGAAGGAUCGGUUGGAAGAGAAUGGGAUUAUGGUCCAUGAUAUUCGUCUCAAUGGCUCAACUGCAAGUCACAUCCUUGCAAAGCAAAACGGAACAAGUUACAAAGACCUUGACAUUAUCUUUAGAGUAGAGUUGCCUGGAGAGGAAGAGUUCCAGGUGGUAAAGGGAGUGGUGUUGGAUUGUCUUCUGGACUUUCUACCACAAGGUGUAAAUAAGGAAAAGAUCACAGGGCUUACUUUGAAAGAGGCCUAUGUUCAGAAAAUGGUUAAAGUUUCCAAUGAUUAUGAUCGAUGGAGUCUUAUCUCCUUGUCAAACAACAGUGGAAAAAAUGUUGAGUUAAAAUUUGUUAAUUCGUUACGGAGGCAGUUUGAAUUUAGUGUGGACUCUUUCCAAAUAAUUCUGGACUCAUUGUUACCUCUUUUCUGUUGUCAAGAAAAUGAAAUGACAGAGGAGUCCUAUCCAACUGUCAUAGCAGAAAGCAUGUAUGGAAAUUUUGAGGAGGCAAUGGAUCACCUGAGAUACAAACUGAUAGCCACAAGAAACCCUGAGGAGAUUCGAGGUGGUGGCUUGCUUAAAUAUAGCAAUCUCUUGGUUCGAGAAUUUAAACCAGCAUCUGAUACAGAAAUCAAAGGUUUAGAACGCUACAUGUGUUCAAGGUUUUUUAUUGACUUCCCGGAUGUGUCCGAGCAGCAAAGGAAGAUUGAGUCCUACCUACGAAACCAUUUCAUCGGUGAAGAGAAAAGCAAGUAUGAUUACCUGAUGAUACUGCGCCAAGUUGUGAACGAAAGCACAGUCUGUUUGAUGGGACAUGAAAGAAGGCAGACAUUGAAUAUGAUCACCCUGUUGGCUCUGAGAGUACUAGGUGAACAGAAUAUCAUUCCAAAUACUGCCAAUGUCACCUGCUACUAUCAACCUGCCCCUUAUGUCAGUGACCGGAGUUUUAGCAAUUACUACAUUUCACACGGACAGCCACACCUUGUCUAUCAGCCCUAUCCACUGCAUAUUAAUAUGCAGACUGGUUUGGUUUAAUGUUAUACAAAAUGCAAAUGCUUGACUUUGAACAAGACACAAGUUUUCAGGUCCCUGGAGAUCUGAAGUAAGAGGACGGUUGUAACCCAUUGAGUGUGCUGUUGGUUGCCAAUGAAGCCAACAAGUCAGAUAUAUGACAAUUGUUGGGUAAUCCAUGUUGAAAGCGACCUGCAAAUAGAUGACCAAACAGUAGGUGUGCCACUUAAUAAUGAUAUGUGCUUAAUCAGUGAAGAAUAGUCAAAAGACCGACUGAGCACAGAUGCAUGGAGUAUAAUGUAGGGAUUUUUUUAUAAAGAUAAAUGUUGAACCAAUACAAAAGUAGAAAGACAUAUUAGUAGGUGAAGUUAGAUGAUGGGAUUGAUAGUCCUGCAUACCCCUGCUUUGGUGAUUAUAGUUAGGACUAGAUGGUAAAGCUACUCUGAGAUCAGAAAUAAUGAUUGCAUUGAAAAUAACCAUUUUGUACUUGAAUUGUUCUGGUUACAUAACAGUCAAGUAUGUGUGGACAACAUUUCUUCAAUGUGAAAUGAUCUUGUGACAAGGAAAAACUUUAUUGACCAAAGAUUGUUUGUAAAUAUUGCAUCACACAAGUGCCUAAGCUAUGUAGAUAGGUCAUGAAAGCAUCCAAUAAUUCUUUCAGGAUAUGCCAUUUACUUAUCAUUGGUUUGGGAUUGGAGACAUUGCAUCUAAUUAAUUAACAGUUCAUAUUACACUCAAGCAUAUUAUGGCACAGAAUGAACCAUUUAGCCAAUUAUGCCACUGCUAGCAACAUAAUGUCUACAGGUGACUACAUGUUUUUAUGACUGCGGGUCACCUGUAUCAUUUACAGAUAUGGAGUCUUUGAGAUUUCUGUUGCAGCCUUCAGAAACUGACUCAUCAACUUCAGGUAAUUGAAUUCAAGUAGUUGUCUGCAAGAGCAGUUACUGACUGAAAUUUUUUCAAGAACUGACAGAUACACCUCUCUGUUGCAGGCAGUGCUAAUAAAUCUGAAUGCCAGAAAAGUCAUGCGAAGGGCCAUUCACUCACACAUACUUGGAAAUUGAAAGUGUUAAAAAUAUAUAUCACUCUAAACACAAAUAACGGUACUUCCUGAUAUUGCGGUGUAAUCAUGCAAAUGGCAUUUUAAUAGUUCACUGAUCUUUAUCAAACAUUCUAAUUCUACUUUUAAUUUCAAUCUGCCAGUUUUGUCUUGAGUAAAAUUUAUUGUUCCCCAAAUUGUUUAGCGCCUUGGUCAGGAGAUAUCGAUGGUUGUGGGAAAUCAGAAUAGUCUGAAACAUCUAUCAAUAAUGUAUUUAACAGUGCUCUCUUCAGCUAAAAACUUAAAAAAAAUUUCACUUUAUUAACAAAACUUUGGAUAAGAUUCCAGUAAUUGCCAUAAUUAUCUCUGUAUAAAAAAUUUAGCAACAGUACAGAAAACAUAAGUUAAUAGAAAAGAUACUGAGAGUUGAGAAAGUGGAUUAUUCUUUAGUUGGCUUAUAAUUAUACAGCACAGAAGGUGGCCUUUUCUCCCGCUUGUGCAUAAGGCAACUCUUUGAAAAACCCACUAAUUUGUCUGAUGCACCUAUUCUUUCCUCAUCACUCUAAAUGUUUCAAGCAUACAUUUGUUUUUAUGUCUGGAAUGUAAGUAAUUUGUUGCACAGAAGAUUUCUGUUCAUCUUUUGUUUAGGCUGAUGGCCUUUGUCUGCAAGUGAGUUCCUUUGUUAUUUUAUUUUUCUUUAUUCUUUAAUUGAUGGGAUAUGGGUCAUCCAACUCCAAUUGCCCUUGAACGGAAUGAAUUGCAAGGCUAUUUCAGAGGGCAGUUGAGAGUCAACGGUGUUGAUGUGGAUCUGGAGUCACAUGUAGGCCAGACCAGGUAAAGAUGGCAGACUUCCAUUCCUAUGGGCUAUUGGUGAUCCAGAUGGAUUUUAACAGCAAUCAUUAAUUGUUUCAUGAUCACCAUUCCUAAGACUAACUUUUGGUUCUAGGUUUUAUAAAUUGAAUUCAAUUCUACCUGUUACCAUUGUGGGAUUUGUGACCAUUUCCCCUAGACUAUGAAACUUCUGGAUUAUUAGCAUAAUGUACUACACCAACAUCUCUUCCAACCUGGAGAUUCCUCAAUUGUUAUUUAUAAAUAAUUUCUUAGGGAAAGAUACCAGAAAAAUAGGUUACCUUGUCCUUGGCAAAAAAGGUGUUCAUUUUUAAAGACAGAUGCAUUCUAUUCAAUCCAACUCAACUGAAGCAUCACAUAUUAGGGAAUUUUUCUUUUUUGCUAACAAAUACAGCAGUUCCUCUUUGUUAUUCUGGGAGUCAUUCAAAAGGAAUGUCAAAGGAAGUAUUUUGUAGAAUGUGUUUCUUUAUGAUAACACAGCACCUUCUGUGAAGAAUCACAAUUUAUUCGAGUCACUUACAGAAGAAAUAAAAAAUGUUCUUCCAGGUGAAAAAUUACAGUAACAGCUGCCAAGAGUCAGAUGUUGCAUCUGGAAUUAAAUAAAACACAAAGAAAGCAAUUAAUUGAUGACAAUAUAUCUGGAAAUAUUAGUUUAUACUUUUAAACUCAAUGUGAGAAGUUGAGAAGUACAACGUCAAUGCAUGUUACCAAUGAACGCUGUCUUUAUAACAUCAGAAAAAUCCAGUGUAAGCAAAGUGCAAUUUCGUAGCAAUGUGAUUAAGUCUACUUACUGCGAAAAAGAAGUGAUACAGCUUUAAUUAUUUUUAAAUGGCCCAGGAGCUUGGAAAUUCUUAGGGACUUGGCUUUGUUCAACUUUAUUCAAAUCUAGAAACCCUGCCUUAAGACCUAUGUUAUAACAGGUCUACUUGUGAUGAAUCAAUAGUAACCAUCUAAGUGCAUGCCUGUCCCAGUAUUAAAAGAUGGAGCAGAAUUGUACUAAAGAGAAACUUGUUUCCCUUUCUUUGGCUUCUUCCAAAGCCAUUCUAAUUAAGGAACAUUCCUUCCGGGAUUGAUUACUUUGGGCUAGCAAAGAAGCCUUGUCUUAACUGCUGUUGGCUCGACUGAAGGAUUUCUUAUAGGACUAGAGGGCAGGAUGUCCCGUGAAUCCUAGUUAAACACUUUCUUGAUGUAGUAAAAUAUUUGCUUUUGAUUAGAAUUAAAAGUCCAUCCUGAACAGAAUAAAAUCCUGGCUGGUCUCGGUUCUGGCCUACAGACUGGGCUGUUUCCGGAUGAAAAUGAGAAUUGCAAGAAAUUCAAAACUGCAAUCUUUUUUAAAUCUUCAAGACCACUUUGUCAAAUAAUAUUUCAUUAUGGCCAACUUUUGUUUUAGUGUCAGCCUGAUUUUUCAAACAAGAAUGUGGAACAUAAUACAAAUCUCAUAUUUGGAAAUUAUUCUGCAUCAUACUAAAUUUACCAAACCUUAAUCCCUUGUCACAGAAAUAGAAAAGAGCCUGUUUACUACAAUCAAUGAAUCAAUACAAGCAAAAACUAUAAAUGUUCUAUAAAACAAAUAUCAAAAUUCCUGACAUUGGAUUUUCUGUUAUCUCAGGACAAAAGGGAGAUAUUUUUACAGCCAAUGCUCAAGGCAUUAAAUGAAUAAAAUGUCAGGUCAGUUCUCAUCUCAUUUUCAAAGCUGAAAAUGCAUAUUACAAUUUGGUCAAAACCGCUGAACCAAAUGAUAUACCGUAAGACAAGCAAAAAUUAUCACAUUUGAGUGGCAUACUGUCAGCAUUUGUUUGGAAUCAGCCUUUGUUUGAUACCAGCAUUCAUGCCUUGGAGCCAGAUGGUUCAAGCCCCAUGCCAGAAAUCUGACCUCAAAAUCUAAGCUACUAAUUCAGACCAAUACUACACUGUCAGAGUUAAAUAUCUUAUAAUUGAAAUUUUAAAUCAUCUGCCUUGCUGCACUCUCAGGUGAUUGUUAAAGGUCCUGUAACACUGCUUGAAGAAAGGUAGAGGAAUUGUCUCCAGUGUCCAGGCCAAUAUUUAUUUGCCAACAUCACAAAAGCAAAUUAGUUGGUCGUUAUCUCAAUGCUGUUCGUCAGACGUUGCAUUAACUGCCCUUUUCCUUCAUCACUGCAGUGACUACACUUCAAUGUGCUUUUGAAUUAUCUGAGGUUGUAGAAGGCCCUACAGAAAUACAAGUUUUCUUGCAAUGCAAAUGAAAAAUUGAAUGCACUAUGCUGAGUGAUACAGCAGUAAAACUAUAUUUUCUACAGAUUAUUUUUAGUGUAUUUAAGCGUAUAAACCUCAAAAUUACACUCCCAAAUAUUAUCACAUGGGUUAACUAAUAAUUUGAAAUAGUAUACUAAAAGAAUUUCAUUCAAAUGCUUUAGGUACUCAUGUGUUAAUAUUUACAAAAGUGUAAUUUCAAAGACUUGUUGUUCUUGGUGUUCCUAUAUUGUAUAGAUCACAAAGUACACAUGUAUAUAGUCAAAUACAAAUAUAAAGCUCUAUAUUUUGCCUAAAGUAGUUUUGAGAGACUACAUUUAACCCUGGAACUCCAUGAAUAUGGAAACAAAUUGAGCAGCAUCAUUCUAUCUGGCCAAGGUCUCUUCCUCUUGGCAGUCCUGUUCCUGUUUUCUGAAGCUGUUGUACAAUCUCGUAUUCCUCAGUUUGUCGUAAACAGAUCAGAAUUUCAAAACUAGUGUAUACUUUGAUUUGUGUUUGCUAACUUGAAACCUAUUGAUUACUGUACAUUUAAGAGUAAUGGAAGCUGAUCAUGCCACAUGUAUCUGCAUUGCAAAAGAGAAUGAUUUUGCAAACUGUGAAUUGAGUACAAUUAUAUCACCAGCUGCAAUACUGAGUUGCCAAUAUUUUUCUACUAAUACAACAGAGUAUUUUAAAAUUGUCAAGUGCAUUACCACGGUGAUUUUAUAUAUUCCUAACAUGCGGUUACUGGCAUAUUGAGAGGCAGUUUGAGAGACACAGAAUAAUUUUGAGGAGAUCUUAAUUGAUGGAGGAAUAAAUAAUCCAGGCUUGUGCAGUUCUUUUCCAUUCACCGUAAAAUUGUAUCAGAGUUGUAAGUACUUAUAGUGCACCCACACAAUUCUCAAGUAUCAAUUGAAAUUUUCGGUGCACUGGUCACUUGUAGGGCCGUCUCAGCAACUGUUGUUUCAUUACAUAUAACUGUGGCACAGAAACCAUUGUAUAAAAUGGGCCUAAUGAGAAGCUUUGAAAUGAAAACAAAUAAACAAGAAGAUCCACCUAAGGCUUUUGUGUACCUUGGAGAUAAUUAAAUCUUUUCUUUCAUUAUUGAAAAGAGAACUUCAAAGAUUUAUGAUGUGAAAUGUGAAUGGAAAAUUGUUCAGUGCUGGUUGUUGCUGUUGCCUUCUGCAUUUUUAUUGUUUCAUGUCUAGACUCGUGUACAAAUCUAUUUUGUUCUGUUUUUGGUGAUUGUGUACUUGUUUACAGUGU